AAGAUGGUGGUAUCAUCUGCAAUUUGAGACAUUUUAAGUACUUCAUCAAAGACAUUUGAAUCUGUGUUGUCAAACUAGAUGGUAUAAAUUUGGCCAACAAGUAAAAAAAAAAAACUAUAUGGAGAAGCUGGACAUCUUUGUUAAACCUACUAUAUAAAAGUUCAUCAGCACAGUUGUCUUCGUGUUUUAAAGGCUUUAAUGAAAAAAUGAUCAACGUCAAAGGAUAGGGUGUCAAUAAUGUAUUUAUGACUGUGUGGAAAGCUUUCUGAAAGGAGUACAUGAUCAUUUCUUUUAGUCUAGUAAACCUGCAGGAGGAAAAAAAAGCUUACUCCCCCCCGGUGUUUGAUUGCGCCCGUAAAACCGCCACUGCGUCUAUAUGACCGCCUUCUUCCCCUCCCUCUCGGACAGAGCUCCUCCAAUCUCCUGGCGUGUUUAUCCUGCAGUUGGUAUAAACCGGAGCGGCUCAGGAGUCCUGACUUCAUCCCCGUGACCCCCCAGACCCUCUUUGAGCUGCGCCUGUUCUCGCUGGUGUCUGUCAGACUGUCCCGUCAUGCGGCUCCGGGUACCGGUGUGCGUAACGGCGCUGCUGGCGUCCUCCUGGCUCCUUGUGGAGGCGCGGAUCGUGAAGCGCGUGGCCAUCGGCUGUCCGGAGAAGUGCGACAAGUCUGCGUGCGCACCGAUCCCGGAGGACUGCCUGUCCGGGGAUGAGCUGGACCGCUGCGGCUGCUGCCCGGUGUGCGCGUCCGGCGAGGGCGCUCCGGGGGACCAGGAGUGCGCGGAGGGGAUGGAGUGCGUGGUGACCGACGGCGUGGAGGCGUCCGCCACCGUUCGGCGGCGAGCAAGAGCCGGUGUGUGCAGGUGCACCAGCCCCGAGCCGGUGUGUGGCAGCGACGGCGUCUCCUACCGGAACAUCUGCGAGCUGAGGCGCGUGAGCAGCCGCGCGACGGAGCUGCAGCAGCCGCCGGUCAUCUUCAUCCAAAGAGGAGCCUGCGGCAAAGGUCAGCAGAGCCCUGACAGCCUGCGUUACAAGUACAACUUCAUCGCCGACGUUGUGGAAAAAAUCGCUCCAGCUGUGGUUCACAUUGAGCUGUUCCGAAAGAUGGUAUUUUCCAAGAGGGAGAUGGCGGUCGCCAGCGGCUCCGGCUUCGUGGUGUCUGAGGACGGACUCAUCGUCACCAACGCGCACGUUGUGGCCAACAAGCACAGAGUGAAGGUGGAGCUGAAGAGUGGAGCCACGUACGACGCCAAGAUAAAAGACAUCGACGAGAAAGCUGACAUUGCUCUGAUCAAGAUUGACACGCCGAUGAAGCUGCCCGUCCUGCUGCUCGGUCGCUCUGCAGACCUGCGACCCGGAGAGUUCGUGGUCGCCAUUGGGAGCCCGUUCUCCCUGCAGAACACAGUCACUACUGGCAUUGUCAGCACCACCCAGCGGGGCGGUAAGGAGCUGGGCCUACGGAACUCUGACAUGGACUACAUCCAGACCGACGCCAUCAUUAACUACGGAAACUCGGGGGGGCCGCUGGUCAACCUGGACGGAGAGGUGAUAGGCAUCAACACUCUGAAGGUCACCGCCGGGAUCUCCUUCGCCAUCCCGUCAGACAAGAUCCAGCAGUUCCUGGCAGAGUCUCAUGACAGGCAGGCCAAAGGAAAAACAUUUUCAAAGAAGAGAUACAUCGGCGUCAGAAUGAUGAGUCUCACUCCAACGCUGGCGAAGGAGCUGAAGGCGCGACACUCAGACUUCCCUGACCUCACCUCGGGCGCCUACGUCAUCGAGGUCAUCAGUCGGACUCCGGCCGAGGCGGCGGGGUUAAAGGAGCGGGACGUCAUCAUCAGCAUCAACGGCGAGCACAUCACCUCAGCCAAUGACGUCAGCACCACCAUCAAGCGAGACCAGGAUUUGAGGAUGGUGGUGAGGCGCGGUAACGAGGACGUCAUGCUGACCGUCAUCCCCGAGGAGAUCGACCCUUGACCUUUCACCACACGGCACCGUCAUCACCCAACCAAUCCCGGGCUGGCCCUCAGCGCUGGAGUCGGUCAUGACUAUAACCCUACAGAGUUCACAUCCCGACGUUGAAGCUGCACUUUUAUGUUCCUCUCAGCUCAGUUUCCCUCCCCCUCUCACAGGCCCGACUCUCCAGCGCCCCCUGUGGGUGACUGCAUUCGUCCUCCACCGAUAACUUUCGUACCGUUUGUACUUGAUGACAAUGUUUUCAUAGAAGAAAAUAAAGUUAUUUUUAAACACA
Molecule: messenger RNA, 2243 nt
Organism: Oryzias melastigma (Indian medaka)
Lineage: Eukaryota; Metazoa; Chordata; Actinopteri; Beloniformes; Adrianichthyidae
Gene: htra1b
Product: HtrA serine peptidase 1b
Exons: 10
Coding region: 551-1969 (472 amino acids)
Biological process (GO): proteolysis; positive regulation of apoptotic process; programmed cell death
Cellular component (GO): extracellular region
Molecular function (GO): serine-type endopeptidase activity; protein binding
Source: RefSeq, a predicted model, not a curated record